AUGUCAUUUGCCAUAUUUCGCCGGCUUGCCAUUACAUGUCGUUCAACAUCAUCGAUUUAUAAUCGACGUUCUUUUGCUACUUCAUCACCACUUCUUGAUGAAACAAGUAGUACAAUUGGCUCAGUCGAUUCUCCGCGAACAGUAACUCUUAUUCCAGGUGACGGCAUUGGUCCUGAAAUUUCAAAUAGUGUUCAAAAAAUCUUUGAUGCUGCAGAUGUACCAAUCAAUUGGGAAUCGGUUGAUGUAACACCUGUCAAAUCACCUGAUGGAAAAUUUCGUAUUCCUCCUCGAGCUAUCGACUCCGUGACAAAGAAUCGCAUUGGUCUCAAAGGACCAUUAGCAACACCGGUUGGUAAAGGGCAUCAAUCUCUUAAUCUUGCUUUACGCAAACAAUUCAAUCUAUUUGCUAAUGUAAGACCAUGUAAAACUAUUGAAGGUUAUCAAACACCAUAUACAAACGUUGAUCUUGUUACAAUACGUGAAAACACGGAAGGUGAAUAUUCGGGUAUCGAACAUACAAUUGUACCAGGUGUUGUACAAAGUAUAAAACUUAUUACUGAACAUGCAUCAUUACGUGUCUGUGAAUAUGCAUUUCUCUAUGCUAAACAACAUAAACGAGAAAAAGUCACAGCCGUUCAUAAAGCGAAUAUCAUGCGUCUUUCUGAUGGUUUAUUUUUAAAAUGUGCACGUGAAGUCGCUGAGAAAUAUCCAGAAAUAAAAUUUGAAGAAAUGUAUCUUGAUACUGUUUGUCUCAAGAUGGUUCAAGACCCAACGCAAUUCGAUUGUCUCGUUAUGCCAAAUUUAUAUGGUGAUAUUCUUAGUGAUCUGUGUGCUGGUCUUAUUGGCGGUUUAGGUUUAACACCAAGUGGUAAUAUUGGUGAAAAUGGCGCAGCUAUUUUUGAAGCUGUUCACGGCACUGCACCCGACAUUGCUGGACAAGAUAAAGCUAAUCCGACAGCAUUACUUCUUAGUGCAGUUAUGAUGUUAAAACAUUUACAAAUGUAUGAUAAAGCCGAACGCAUCGAAAAAGCUUGUUUUGAAACGAUAAAAAAUGGAAAGGUACUGACUGGUGAUUUAGGUGGCAAAUCCAAAUGUUCGGAGUAUACAUCGGAAAUCUGCAAACGCAUUAAAGAUUCAUCUUGA
Messenger RNA from Rotaria socialis, 1143 nucleotides. The record is from the annotation of a GenBank genome assembly. NCBI's taxonomy places the organism in Eukaryota, Metazoa, Rotifera, Eurotatoria, Philodinida, Philodinidae.